Messenger RNA from Tinamus guttatus (white-throated tinamou), 2326 nucleotides. It is a transcript of the gene SEC23B, whose product is annotated as SEC23 homolog B, COPII component. Gene Ontology annotation, biological process: endoplasmic reticulum to Golgi vesicle-mediated transport; COPII-coated vesicle budding; intracellular protein transport. Gene Ontology annotation, cellular component: endoplasmic reticulum exit site; COPII vesicle coat. NCBI's taxonomy places the organism in Eukaryota, Metazoa, Chordata, Aves, Tinamiformes, Tinamidae. The record is from RefSeq and is a predicted model, not a curated record. Gene Ontology annotation, molecular function: GTPase activator activity; zinc ion binding.
GGCAGAGCUUCCCAUGGCGACGUACCUGGAGUUCAUCCAACAGAACGAGGAGCGGGAUGGGGUGCGUUUCAGCUGGAACGUGUGGCCCUCCAGCAGGCUGGAGGCCACAAGGAUGGUUGUCCCCCUGGCCUGUCUGCUGACCCCGCUGAAGGAGCGUCUCGACCUGCCUCCUGUGCAGUACGAACCGGUGCUUUGCAGCAGACUGACUUGCAAGGCGGUGCUCAACCCGCUCUGCCAGGUUGACUAUCGGGCCAAGCUCUGGGCUUGUAAUUUCUGUUUUCAGAGAAAUCAGUUCCCCCCAGCAUAUGCAGGCAUAUCAGAGCUCAAUCAGCCAGCAGAACUCAUGCCUCAGUUUUCAACAAUUGAAUAUAUAGUGCAGCGAGGUGCCCAGACACCACUGAUCUUCCUGUACGUGGUGGACACGUGCCUGGAGGAGGAGGACUUGCAGGCUCUGAAGGAGUCUCUGCAGAUGUCCCUGAGCCUGCUGCCUGCCGACGCGCUCGUGGGGCUCAUCACCUUCGGCAGGAUGGUCCAGGUGCACGAGCUGAGCUGCGAAGGGAUCUCCAAGAGCUACGUGUUUAGGGGCACAAAGGACCUCACAGCUAAGCAAAUACAGGAUAUGCUUGGGCUUUCAAGGCCAGCUGUCCCCAUUCAACAGGGAAGACCUCUUCAACCUCAGGAACAACCUGUUAUUUCAAGCAGGUUUCUGCAGCCAGUACACAAGAUUGACAUGAAUUUAACAGAUCUGCUUGGAGAACUGCAGAGGGACCCAUGGCCAGUGACCCAGAAAAAAAAGGGAAAGAGGCCUUUACGGUCCACUGGGGUGGCUCUUUCCAUUGCUGUUGGCUUGCUGGAGGGCACCUUUCCAAACACUGGCGCCAGGAUAAUGUUGUUUACAGGCGGGCCACCAACACAAGGACCUGGCAUGGUGGUAGGAGAUGAACUGAAAACACCCAUCCGUUCCUGGCACGACAUAGAGAAGGACAAUGCAAGGUUCAUGAAGAAGGCCACCAAACACUACGAGACUUUGGCUAAUCGCACGGCAGCCAACGGGCACUGCAUCGACAUCUACGCCUGCGCCCUGGACCAGACUGGCCUGCUGGAGAUGAAGUGUUGUGCCAACCUCACCGGAGGUCACAUGGUGAUGGGAGACUCCUUCAACACUUCUCUCUUCAAGCAGACGUUCCAGCGAGUGUUUAACAAAGGGUUCAAUGGGGAGUUUCGCAUGGCUUUUGGUGCCAGUUUGGAAGUGAAGACUUCUAGGGAGCUGAAGAUUGCGGGAGCUAUUGGACCAUGCAUAUCCCUGAAUGCUAAAGGGCCAUGUGUCUCUGAAAAUGAGCUUGGAAUUGGAGGAACGUCACAAUGGAAAAUUUGUAGCCUGGAUCCAAGCACAACGCUGGCCAUUUACUUUGAAGUGGUAAAUCAGCACAACGCACCGAUACCUCAGGGAGGCAGAGGGGCGGUUCAGUUUGUCACUCAGUACCAACACUCCAGUAUGCAGAAACGCAUUCGAGUCACCACCAUAGCCAGAAAUUGGGCAGAUGCACAGAGCCAGCUCCAGCACAUAGAAGCUGCGUUCGACCAGGAGGCAGCCGCCGUGCUGAUGGCGCGGUUGGGAGUGUACAGAGCCGAAUCCGAGGAGGGGCCCGACGUGCUGCGGUGGCUGGACAGACAGCUCAUCAGACUGUGUCAGAAAUUUGGACAGUACAACAAAGAUGAUCCUAACUCCUUCAGAUUGUCGGAAUCAUUUUCUUUGUAUCCUCAGUUCAUGUUCCACUUGCGACGCUCCCCAUUCCUGCAGGUCUUCAAUAACAGCCCAGAUGAAUCUUCUUAUUACCGUCACCACUUUGCUAGGCAAGAUCUGACCCAGUCUCUCAUCAUGAUCCAGCCCAUCCUUUAUGCUUACUCUUUCUAUGGACCUCCUGAGCCAGUGCUUUUGGACAGCAGCAGCAUUCUUCCAGACAGGAUCCUUCUGAUGGAUACUUUCUUCCAGAUAGUUAUCUACCUGGGUGAGACUAUUGCACAGUGGCAGAAAGCUGGUUACCAAGACAUGCCCGAGUAUGAGAACUUCAAGCACCUACUGCAAGCCCCGCUGGAUGACGCUCAGGAAAUCUUGCAGACCAGAUUCCCGAUGCCACGUUACGUCAACACUGAACACGGGGGCAGCCAGGCCCGGUUCCUCUUGUCUAAAGUGAACCCUUCUCAGACCCACAACAACCUCUACGCAUGGGGACAGGAAUCGGGAGCUCCGAUCCUAACGGACGAUGUCAGCCUCCAGGUAUUCAUGGACCACCUGAAAAAGCUGGCGGUGUCAAGUGCGUCGUAA